Molecule: messenger RNA, 1079 nt
Organism: Exophiala viscosa
Lineage: Eukaryota; Fungi; Ascomycota; Eurotiomycetes; Chaetothyriales; Herpotrichiellaceae
Product: 3' exoribonuclease family, domain 1-domain-containing protein
Exons: 2
Coding region: 150-926 (258 amino acids)
Biological process (GO): poly(A)-dependent snoRNA 3'-end processing; rRNA catabolic process; nuclear mRNA surveillance
Cellular component (GO): cytoplasmic exosome (RNase complex); nuclear exosome (RNase complex); nucleolus
Source: RefSeq, a predicted model, not a curated record
CGUGAAGAUAAGAGAUAAGAUGAUUUCACUCCGCAGGCCCUCGUUCUUUUUAUUUUCCUGGCCAUCUAGAACUGCACUGACUGUCCUGCAGAGGCAGUCCAUGGUACGAUUGCUGCAGCUAUCUGCUCCAGGUGAGCAACUCCGGCGUCAUGCCUCUCGAUACCCUCGCAACCUACUCGCAAACUCUGCUACGACAAGAUGGUCGACGAUGGAAUGAGCUCCGCAGAAUCACUGCCUCAAUAUCAACACAGCCGUCUAGUGAUGGCAGCAGCUUGCUGACCAUGGGCAACACCAUGGUGCUGUGCACUGUGACGGGUCCAAGAGAAGGUCGUGGUCAACGAGACAAUAACAAUGCUAUCAUUGAGACCGAAAUCAACGUCGCACCUUUCGCACAGAUGGACCGCCGGCGACGAAAUCGAAACGACAAGCGUACACAAGAACUCCAGACCACAAUCUCCAAUGCGUUCCAGAGUCAUCUUUUCACACACUUAUAUCCGCGAUCCACCAUCUCCAUAACCCUGCAUGUCCUCAGCUUAGACGGCGCUCUGCUGGUCGCAUGUCUCAACGCCGCGAGCCUUGCCCUUGUCGACGCCGGUGUUCCAAUGCCUUCAAUACUUGCAGCCAUCUCGAGCGGAAGUAUCACACCUACGGACGACUCUUCAGCAAAGCCCGAGCCUAUUCUCGACCUAAACAAUGCCGAGGAGCUAGAAUUGCCUUUCCUAUCGAUUGCAACUGUGACUGGCCAACAAGGAAUGGAAGACAGGGUUUCUGUCUUGAUGAUGGAAACACGCUGCCAAAUUGGUGGAGCGAACAGCAAAAUGGAGAGUAUGUUAGCGACAGGUGUGGAUGGAUGCAAGCAAGUAAGGCGCAAGAUGGAGGAAGUCAUCAGAAAACAUGGCGCAAAAAUAAUGCAGAACAGAAAGUAGUUUUGGGCAGAUGAAGCUUUUCAAAUACCCUGACUGACGUGGUGGAUGUACUGCAUCAGCUCAAGGGCGAUCCAAGCGCGGCGGUCGUCAUGUCCAGAUGCACGAUGGGGCCAUAUGACCUGGCACCUGCAUCAAGGGUAACUAUGGCGUUGC